AUGGACAGGCUGAGGAGCGUGGUGCUGCGCAGGUGCAAGAGCCUGUCGCGGGCGGGGAGCAGGCGGGCGUCGUCCUCCUCCAGCUCCUACAGCAACCUCCGCUCCAUGUCCGCCAGGGACGACGUCGCCGGAGAAGACAGCCAGGCGGUGGCCGAGGGGGAGUCGGCGGUGGUGUUCGUGGGCAGCUCGCGCCGGCGGUACGUCAUCAGCGCCAGGCACCUCCGCCACCCGCUGAUCGCCGCGCUCAUCGACGACGACGCCGGCGAUGGCGACGCGAGGAAUAGUAAGGAGCCGGUGGCCGUGAGGUGCGAGGUCGUGCUGUUCGACCACCUGCUGUGGAUGCUCGACAACGCUGUCGACCUGCGCGCCGGCGCCGGUGGCGAGGACGACGCCGUCAGGGAGCUGGCCCAGCUCUACGCCACGUGCUAA
Messenger RNA from Triticum turgidum subsp. durum (durum wheat), 429 nucleotides. The record is from the annotation of a GenBank genome assembly. Lineage: Eukaryota; Viridiplantae; Streptophyta; Magnoliopsida; Poales; Poaceae.